CUCGAUCAGCGCUGACAGUGCCACGAAUACCUUCACCGCAGUGUAGUCCAACUGCUAAAUUUCACUUUGACGUUUCUAGCUGCGAUCGAUUUCGACCGGUGUCGAAAAUCCCGAUUCAGGACAUCACUGGGCAAUAAAGGCGGUGCCAAAUGAUGGGUAAAAAGGAUCUUCAGAAGCCGGUGGUGGCAGUGAGUCAGGAAAAAAAAGCUCAGAUCAAUGAGAACGAAUUGAGACGAGCGAAACGAGAUGAGAGAAAAGAACAAGCAGCUGCAGGGUCCGAAGAAAUCAAGACGGAUGAUGAAGUGGGUGAUGAUGAUCGGGUUAAUAGAACCGCCGAAAGUCCGAACCUCGAGGAACGUUCUGCGGAUGAAAUAAGAAUUGGCGGUGUUGAAGGUGGUGCCACUCACUCGACACUCAUAAUCAUGAACGGACACGGAGAGAAGUUAAUCGAGAUGAAAGGUCCGGGGACGAAUCAUUGGCAACUCGGUAUGAAAGAAACAGCCGCUAGGAUCAACGGGAUGAUAACUAUGGCUAAAAAGGAAUUGAACAUUCGCACGUCAUCGCCAUUGGACUCUGUGGGUCUGACCUUGAGUGGUUGCGAACAAGACGAAAGCAACCGUCACUUAAGGGAGACGCUUUUCCACGAGUUUCCAACGGCGUCUAGACAGUACUUCAUAGGAUCCGAUACCCUGGGGAGCAUAAAAACCGGCAUUCAGAAUGGUGGUGUUGUUCUGAUUGCGGGAACCGGAAGUAAUGCUCUACUCAUCAAUCCAGAUGGGCAGAAACACGGUUGCGGAGGAUGGGGUCACAUGAUUGGAGACGAAGGCAGUGCCUAUUGGAUAGCCCAUCGCGCUACGAAGUACGUCUUCGACGAUAUGGACAACCUUGAAAAGUCACCACGACCCAUCAGCUACGUUUGGCCAGCGAUGCGAAACUUCUUUCACGUGGCAGAUAGGACCGACCUGCUGCCCCACCUCUACGCAAACUUUGAUAAAAGCAAGUUCGCGAUGCUUGCCAAAGAACUGGCGAAAGGUUGCGAGCACGAGGACCCCCUCUGCCUUCUACUCUUCGAAGAUACGGGGAAGAUCUUGGCGCGUUAUGUUCAAGUCGUUGCCACCAAGGCGCAUAACGACUUGCUUCUGUCUCCUGGUGGACUUCGAGUCGUCUGCGUUGGAUCCGUCUGGCAUUCGUGGCCGUACAUGAAAAAGGGAUUUGUCGAGCAGAUUCACGGGACCCCCGGAGUCGAUGAGCUGACUCUCCUUCGUCUGAAGACUUCCGCUGCCGUUGGAGCCUGCUACUUGGCUGCGGACUCGCUGCAGUGCGGCUCUUUGAAGAAGACUUACGACGAUAACAUCGACAUAUUCUACCAUUACAAGCGGGCCAACAUGCCAAAAUCAGCCAAGGACGACUAGGCGAAGAAAAGUUUCAAAAGCCGAGAAUUGAGACGAGGAACUGAGACAACCAAGUUGGCGAAAAGGUCCUGGAGGUAACCGCUUUCCGACUUGACUAAGCUUUUAUAUUCGGAUUAAUUAUUUCGCCUGCAGGAAGUCACGCAGUCGGUCUUCACCUCUCGCACAGUCCAAUCAGGCCAUGAAUUUUCGUUGUCCACUCGCAGCUGCUCGUUUGAAAAGUAUGCCUACUUCGCUGGCUUGCGUUCGAUGCUGCACACCUGCGUCAACCACGUGGACAAGGUCCGAUUCCUCCUUGAGAGAAAGUUCGUAGUAUAUUCGGUGACCUUUCUCCUGGAGAAAUUUAGAACGAUUAUGUCAGAGUACAGUCGUUUGACGUUAUGGUGCCAGGAAGAAUUACAUUUAUUUCUUACAGGCUGUGCAGGACUGUGUUUCCAUUUUUCUGAGGAGUACGUAAGAAUCUAUAAAUUGUAUGUGAUUAAUAAAUUAUUAUUGUUA
Messenger RNA from Diprion similis, 1907 nucleotides. RefSeq names its product N-acetyl-D-glucosamine kinase (gene Nagk). The record is from RefSeq and is a predicted model, not a curated record. Gene Ontology annotation, molecular function: N-acetylglucosamine kinase activity. NCBI's taxonomy places the organism in Eukaryota, Metazoa, Arthropoda, Insecta, Hymenoptera, Diprionidae. Bases 150 to 1412 code for a protein of 420 amino acids. The transcript is spliced from 8 exons.